AUGAGCGUCUCAAAGGUGUUCUCUCCGGGAAUCAGCGAAUUCAUUGUCAUUGAGGGCAUCGACUUAACUGAAAUAAAAAACUUUUCGGAGCAAUUAAAAGAGGCAGAAGCCGAAGCCAAGGCUGCCCUAGAAGCUCAAAGUCCUGAUGUACCUCAAGAGACAGUAGCUGAAAUGGAAAAGUCAGUCGAAAGAGAGAUCGCUUUCGAAGACUUAAAUACAAGCAAAAGUGAGUUAACUCCCCUUAUUCAUAACUCAACCGAAGAUAACAGCACUAAACUCGAACAUUCAUUAUCUGAGGAUGUUAAAGCAGAAGCAAUUCCCGAUGGGGACGAGGAAAUGGUCGAAAUAACACCUAGCCAACCGAAAGAAAAGCUCUGCUUCCCAGAUGAUGCUUCAAAGGACAACUCCGUCCGAAAAUUAUUUUCGAACAAUCAAGAAGUUAGCAUUGAUUUGACAGAUUCGUCCGAUUCCGAAAAUGACUCAGAUAUGGAUUUACGUAGUGGACCAAAGAGUCCUCAGAUUAAGCUGAAACUGAAUCAAAUGAGCAACUCAACCAAAAUUGCACUCCCGGGAUUCAAGAAAAUCGACAAUAUUAAAACCUGGAUCAAGCAGUGUAGCUUUAUCCUCUACUAUGGCGGUAUAGAUGACGAGGCUAAACAGGUCUCGCACAUGUGUGGCCGACUCCCACAGCCUCUUCAGAAAACAGUUAUUCUUGAGCUUUCUAAAGGCGAUGAUAAGGACAAAACCAAAAUGACAGUCAAACAUUUCGAAGCGACCCUCGAAAAAUGCUGUCGAAAAGAUAAUUUCGAAUACGAAAUUAUGCUUAAAAGAUAA
Oikopleura dioica is the source of this 834-nucleotide messenger RNA. NCBI's taxonomy places the organism in Eukaryota, Metazoa, Chordata, Appendicularia, Copelata, Oikopleuridae. The record is from the annotation of a GenBank genome assembly.